Messenger RNA from Rhopilema esculentum, 3139 nucleotides. Lineage: Eukaryota; Metazoa; Cnidaria; Scyphozoa; Rhizostomeae; Rhizostomatidae. The record is from RefSeq and is a predicted model, not a curated record.
AAGGGAGCGAUUAAUAGAAAGGGGGCUUAAAAGAGAGGGGAGCUUAAUAGAGCUUUUACGGUCAGUGCAAUUACGAUGGAACUUACUUUGUUGAUCUAAUUAGAGAAGAUAAGGAUUGUUGUGUUUGUAGCCCGAUGUGACUUAAACUUGUGAUUCCGUUGCCUAGAAAUUGCAGUGAGCUGGCCAUUCUCCUCGGUUGUUGCAGAGACUCAAUCCAAGACCCUGCGAUCUGUAUUACACAGGGGUGCUUUUUUGCAGACUAUGCCAAACAAUUGAACUUUUCUAUCAGUCUCUCUUGAGAAAUUUCCUUUUUUGUCUCUCUUGUGUGAGCAAACAAUAUCCGGACGUGGUAAAGGUUUCAAUAGGUCAAUGAUGUACGCAUAGAUGGUUGUACGGUGUUUUCCAAAAACAGGAUUAAUUAAGAAAACAGUAACUCUCUUGUCGCGUUGUGGUGGGUUAUCGCUAACACCAGUAAUCGGAACAAAAUGGCGGCAACACCGCUCGAUACUCCUACACAACCGUUGGGCAUAGAUGAGAUUCUGCCAUACAUCGGGGAAUUUGGAAAGUUUCAGAUUCUUCUCGAAGUUGCAUUUUGUGUUAUGGUAAUUCCAAGGUCAAUGCUGAUACUCGUCCCGUACUUUGCACAAGACAGUCCUCCAUGGACAUGCGUUUCAAAUAGUACAGUUUGCCGUCUUAAUGGAACGUUUGAUUCUUAUAGCCGAUUCUAUCAAUACCGAUGCAAUAUGCCAAGGUCAGAAUGGGAAUUCACCAAGCAAAAAGAAUACUCGAUAGUCACACAGUUCGAUCUGUACUGUGACACUGAGAUGUACAGUUACUUGGCCACAUCUUCAGUUUUUAUCAGCUGGGCGUUUGGAGCAGUCAUUCUUGGUUGGGCGUCAGAUAGGUACGGUAGAAGAAUCAUAAUGCUGCCAUCGACAAUUUUUGUCCUUUUGUCUGGGUUCAUCAGUUCGUUCUCUCCAAAUCUUUGGUUCUACAUUCUUACUCGCGCAGUGGUUGGGUUUUUCACACCUGGAUCUGGUAUACAGUCAUUCGUUCUAAUUUCAGAAUUUGUAGGCCCAAAAUGGCGUCCAUUUGCUGGUAUUACACUUUGGCUAAUAUAUGCAGUAAGCGUUGUGUUCCUUGGUGUUAUAGCCAUCUUCGUUCAGACGUGGAAAACACUGAUGAUAGUCAUCACAGCUCCAUACUUCUUCGUUUUGCUGUUUUUCUUGGUCAUUCCCGAAUCAGCUAGAUGGCUUCAUGUGAAUGGGAGAACUGACGAGGCUCUUGCAAUCUUUCGAAAGAUCGCUAAGUGUAAUGGAAAGGAGCUACCAGAUAUCAAACUAAAGACGAGUAAAGAGAACUUUUCCGCCGGAAUAAAACAUUACCUUCAUUUAUUCAAGCCGGCAAAAAUUGCAGUAAGAAGCUUGAUCCAAGGAUUUGCAUGGGUUGUGAGCGGCUUGGUGUUCUAUGGAGUUUCAUUCGGCGCUGGUGACUUGAGCGGUAACACGCACAGGGACUACAUCCUUACCAGUUUAUUCGACAUACCGGCUGUUAUUCUCGCAAUUUACCUUUGCAACAAAAUUGGAAGAAAGAAGACAGUGGUUAUUCCGAUGUUUAUUGCCGGGAUAUCCUGCAUCGCUGUAUCCUUGAUUCCAAAAAAAUCAGGGAGCAAACCAUCGGAACUUGUUAGUCUUCGAGUUUUCUUUGGAGUGCUUGGAAGGUUUUGCAUCGCGUUGUCGCAUGAUUCCAUUUUCAUAUGGUCGACCGAAAUGUACCCGACUUGCGUAAGCCGAUUCUAUCAAUACCGAUGCAAUAUGCCGAGGUCAGAAUGGGAAUUCACAAAGCCAAAAGAAUACUCAAUAGUCACACAGUUCGAUUUGCACUGCGACACUGAAGUAUACAGUUACUUGGCCACAUCUUCAGUUUUUAUCAGCUGGGCAUUUGGAGCAGUCGUUCUUGGUUGGGCGUCAGAUAGGUAUGGUAGAAGAAUCAAUAUGCUGAUAUCGACAACUUUUAUCCUUUUGUUUGGGUUCAUCAGCUCGUUCUCUCCAAGUAUUUGGCUCUACAUUUUUGCACGAGCAGUGUUUGGGUUCUUCAUACCAGGAACUUUUAUACAGUCAAUCGUUCUAAUUUCAGAAUUUGUAGGCCCAAAAUGGCGUCCAUUUGCGGGUAUAGCAAUUUGGCUAAUAUCUGCAGUAAGCGUUGUCAUCCUUGGUGUUAUAGCCUUCUUCGUUCAGACGUGGAAAACACUGAUGAUAGUCAUCACAGCUCCAUAUUUUUUCAUCUUGCUGUUUUUCUUGGCCAUUCCCGAAUCAGCUAGAUGGCUUCACGUGAAUGGAAGAAAUGACGAGGCUCUUGCAAUCUUUCGAAAGAUCGCUAAGUGUAAUGGAAAAGAGCUACCAGAAGUUCAACUAAAGAAGAUUGAAGACAACUGUUCCAGCGGAAUAAAACAUUAUCUUCACCUAUUCAAGCCUGCAAAAAUCGCAGUAAGGAGCUUACUCCAAGGAUAUACAUGGAUGGUGUGUGGCUUGGUGUUCUUUGGAGUUUCAUUUGGCGCCGGUGACUUGAGCGGCCACAUACACAGGGACUACAUCAUUACCAGCUUAUUCGACAUACCGGCUGCUGUUCUUGCAAUAUACCUUUGCAACAAAAUUGGAAGAAAGAAGACAGUAAUUAUUUCCAUGUUUAUUGCCGGAAUAUCCUGCAUCGCUGUCUCCUUGAUUCCAAAAAAGUCAGGGAGCAAACCAUCGGAACUUGUUGGUCUUCGAGUUUUCUUUGGAGUGCUUGGAAGGUUUUGCAUCACGUUGUCACAUGAUUCCAUUUACAUAUGGUCGACCGAAAUGUACCCGACUUGCGUAAGUUCGAUUUGCACUGCGACACUGAAGUAUACAGUUACUUGGCCACAUCUUCAGUUUUUAUCAGCUGGGCAUUUGGAGCAGUCGUUCUUGGUUGGGCGUCAGAUAGGUAUGGUAGAAGAAUCAAUAUGCUGAUAUCGACAACUUUUAUCCUUUUGUUUGGGUUCAUCAGCUCGUUCUCUCCAAGUAUUUGGUUCUACAUUUUUGCACGAGCAGUGUUUGGGUUCUUCAUACCAGGAACUUUUAUACAGUCAAUCGUUCUAAUUUCAGAAUUUGUAGGCCCA